Molecule: messenger RNA, 1590 nt
Organism: Sinocyclocheilus grahami
Lineage: Eukaryota; Metazoa; Chordata; Actinopteri; Cypriniformes; Cyprinidae
Product: acyl-CoA synthetase family member 3, mitochondrial-like
Exons: 8
Coding region: 112-1590 (492 amino acids)
Biological process (GO): fatty acid metabolic process
Molecular function (GO): medium-chain fatty acid-CoA ligase activity
Source: RefSeq, a predicted model, not a curated record
GCUUUGCUUCGAUUUCCACACGGAUGAAUUUUAACGGCGCACCGCAUCCAGUAUGACUUUCGCUUAGACAGAUGACAAAGACUGUGGGCAACUCCUGUGCAAUCCAACACUAUGCUGUCCUUACACACCGUGUCCAUCUGGAGCUGCUCUUCAAGUUGGUCUCACUGUAGGGGAGGCAGAAGAGUCCUGAAGUGGCUGCUGGGAAAUGUCGAGCAGAGAACAUUCACGUCAUCCAACCUAAAAUUCUCGCCAGCUGUAGGGAGAGUUGCUCCUGUUUUCUCCAGAGCUUCUGCGUAUGGAGACAAUGUGGCCAUUACGGAUCACAGCGGGAGCCACACCUACCGCUCCCUCUACAAAAACAGUAAAAGCCUGGCGGGGCUCAUUACUAAAGCACUCACCUGCCAAUCAGGAGACCUGCAGGGCAAGCGUAUCUCAUUCCUGUGUGCCAAUGACGCAUCCUACACUGUGGCGCAGUGGGCGGCCUGGAUGUGUGGCGGCAUAGCUGUGCCCCUCUACAGGAAGCAUCCUCCAAGUGAGCUGGAAUAUGUCAUCUCAGACUCCCAGAGCGAGCUGCUGGUAGCCGGACAACCUUUCAUGGAUACCAUUGAGCCCUUGGCCCAGAAACUAGGGCUGCCCUGCCUACAGCUUCCCACCACGUCUAGCCUAGAUACGCUACAGUCUGAGGACACACGGAUGCUGCCUGAGGAGAACAUCUCAGACUGGGCAGAGAGGCCAGCCAUGCUCAUCUACACCAGCGGCACCACGGGCAGACCAAAAGGAGUGCUUCACACUCACAGCAGCCUGCAGGCCAUGGUUUGGGAGCAGUUGAUCAGUUCGAAGUCCCCCAUGGUGAACGUAUUCAUGGCAGUUCCCACCAUCUACUCUAAACUCAUUGAAUAUUAUGACCAACACUUCACUCAACCUCGAGUCCAAGACUUCAUCAGAGCUGUGUGCAAAGAGAGAAUACGGUUGAUGGUGUCUGGUUCUGCUGCUCUUCCACAGCCUGUCCUGGAGCGUUGGGCAGAGAUCACAGGUCAUGUGCUGCUGGAGCGCUACGGCAUGACUGAGAUUGGCAUGGCACUGUCAAAUCCACUUAAGGGGCCACGUGUACCUGGUGCUGUUGGAGUGCCUCUGCGAGGAAUGGAAGUGCGUAUCAUGAUGACAAACACCACCAACGCUAUCAUCGCUGAGGGCAACAGCAAAGGAACCCAGGUGAAGGCUGGUUUGGAAGGGAAGGAGGGCGAGCUGUUGGUUCGAGGUUCUUCUGUCUUUCAGAAGUACUGGAACAAACCUCAGGAGACAGCAGACACCUUCGCUGAGGACGGAUGGUUCAAAACCGGUGACACUGCACUCUACAGAGAUGGCGUGUACUGGAUUAUGGGCCGCACAUCAGUGGACAUCAUCAAGAGCGGAGGAUACAAGAUCAGUGCGCUAGACGUGGAGAGACAUUUGUUUGCCCACCCAAAUAUCACAGAUGUGGCUGUGAUUGGUGCUCCAGACCCAACCUGGGGUCAGAAGGUCACUGCAGUUGUGCAGCUGAAAAAGGGGAAGACUUUGACUCUGUCACAGCUAAAGGCCUGGGCCAGGUAA